AUGUUCGACAUUUUCAAACAAUAUGGUCUGGUUUUGGAGGUGGUUAUCCACCCAAAACACGAUAAAUGGGGGAAGCGAUGCGACUAUGUAAGAUUCAAAAAAGUUGAUGAUGAAAGACUUAUGGAAAUCAAACUUGACAGUAUUAUGGUUAAUGGUAGAAAGCUAUAUGCCAAUGUGCCUAAAUUUCAACGAACUGGUAUGUGGACUCGCAAUGAAGAAAGGAUGUAUCAGCUAUACAAAACAAACAUACACUUGGAAAGAUCUAAAGAAAGUGGCCAAAACCUAGGACAAAAUAUUCGACCAAAUAUCACUUUUGCUCAGGCAGUAUCUGGUCAUAAAAGAGGUAGGAGAGAUAAUAUUAUAGGGAGAAUCAUUAGGAACAAACCUGAAGAUUUGAAUAAGGACUUUCUAGACACAAAACCUACAUUCGAACACUUGCAAUUCAACAUUGAUAAAGAAGAAAUACAAAGAUUUGAGGUGCAUCCAUGGUCGCCAGACGAUGUGGAUAACGAGAGACUUACCUGGAUACGCUGCUAUGAACUUCCUUUCCAUGCACAGUGCCCUUGA
Lathyrus sativus (Indian pea) is the source of this 567-nucleotide messenger RNA. The record is from the annotation of a GenBank genome assembly. Lineage: Eukaryota; Viridiplantae; Streptophyta; Magnoliopsida; Fabales; Fabaceae.